Xylaria bambusicola is the source of this 2741-nucleotide messenger RNA. RefSeq names its product Not1 N-terminal domain, CCR4-Not complex component-domain-containing protein. The record is from RefSeq and is a predicted model, not a curated record. NCBI's taxonomy places the organism in Eukaryota, Fungi, Ascomycota, Sordariomycetes, Xylariales, Xylariaceae. Bases 413 to 2326 code for a protein of 637 amino acids. Gene Ontology annotation, cellular component: nucleus; CCR4-NOT core complex; P-body. Gene Ontology annotation, biological process: nuclear-transcribed mRNA poly(A) tail shortening; regulation of DNA-templated transcription. The transcript is spliced from 5 exons.
CCUUCCCGCCAACAACCACAACCACCACCACCACCCUAUCAAAUGCAUUCCUACUUACCUACCUAUUCAAUAGUAUGUGUAGGCAGGCUUUGGUAACACACGCAAACAGCAAUAUUCUGCCUAGACGUCUACAUUUUUCUCGUUUGAAGAACAAACGCUUCCUCGUCCAAUUCGGCCUAUUCGAGCUCUGCGCCUGUCUAUUGCCUUCUGACCUUGCCCUUCAGCAUACCCUCCUCACAGGCUCCGACCUGCGCGACGACCUGACCUGCCCUCUCCACGACCUUUGGCCCGGCAUUGCCGACCUUGCUUCGUCUGCCACAGGCCGAUCUCUCCGAGACGUCUUACCACUGCCGAACACACCACUGUCGCUGUUGAUCUCCAGAGGACUUUCGUCACAUGUACAUAAUACAAGAUGGCAGCCCGAAAAUUGCAGCAGGAGAUAGACAAGACCUUCAAGAAGGUCGCCGAAGGUGUCGCCGAAUUCGACGGUAUUUACGAGAAGAUCGAGCAGUCCAAUAACCCCGCUCAGAAAGAGAAGCUCGAGGAUAACCUCAAGCGCGAGAUCAAGAAGCUCCAGAGAUUACGAGACCAGAUCAAGACAUGGGCUGCUAGUAAUGACAUCAAGGACAAGGCCCCGUUGCUGGAGCACCGGAGGCUGAUAGAAACGCAAAUGGAAAGGUUCAAGGCUGUUGAGAAGGCUAUGAAGACCAAGGCUUACUCGAAAGAAGGCCUUUCAGCUGCUGCCAAACUCGAUCCUAAAGAACAAGCAAAGGCCGAAGCUGGGGAAUUUCUCAGCAACAUGGUAGACGAACUUGAACAGCAGAUCGAGACACUCGAGGCCGAAAGCGAACAGUUGCAAGUGACGAUGAAGAAGGGCAAGAGCCAAGCGGCCAAAGCCGGCCGCAUCGCGACAAUAGAGAAUACGAUCGAGCGACAUAAAUGGCACCAGGGAAAACUUGAGCUGAUUAGGCGGUCACUGGAGAACGGCGGCAUUGAAACAGAACAAGUUACGGAUAUGGAAGAGAGUAUCCGUUACUACGUCACAGAUGGCAUGAAUGACGAUUUCGUUGAGGAUGAAGGCCUUUACGAUGAGCUAGCUCUGGAAGAAGAGGAAGAUACGUACGGCAUGAACCAAGAUAACGACCGUGUAUCCUCACAAGAUACGCAAUCAGUACAAGAAGAGGCAGCAGACUCGGAAUCACGCACCACUAACCUACCUGCUAAGUCGAGAGCCGCUGCAAUCGACCCCAAUGCUGCCCGAAGACCUUCUACGCAAAUGAAAUCCCCGCUGCCGACAUUAGCGACUUUACAUAACCCCCUAGUCAACGUAAAUAAUGGUAGCGCGUCGUCAACCUCUAGCAUGAAGCCAGCCUCGCUGCCCCAACGCCCUCCUGGUGAGGGCCUCAAGUACGCCUCGGCGGCAGCAGCAGCAGCGGCAAGCGACAAGAACAACGUCGGUAUAGCACCGCUGCCACCACCGCCAGGGUCUCAACCAGUAGCGUCUUCUGUGGGAAUUUCGCCACUACCACCAUCUGCGCCUUUGAGAACAAGUGCUGCAAAUUCCCCAAGUAUAAUAAAUGUGCAACCCGCCUCCUCAGAGCCGAGAACAGGAAGCCUCCCCGUCCCUGAGCCCAAGCCUUCAGAGCAUGCUCCAAGUAUAUCAAAUACAUUCAAGAAAGCGGAGAAAGCUUCUAGAGCUUCAAGCAAGGCCUCUGGCGCCCUAGAGUCAGGGGAGUCCGCAAAGGAAUCUCAUUCCAAUGGACCGGCCAACGGCGUCAAGCCAAAGCCAGAAGACAAGGAGGAAGAAUCGAUAUUCCACCUCCCUGCGGCAUUGCACGACCUAGUCGAGUCUUAUGAAACGGUCAAGAAGAGGCGGACUGCGCCAGUAAAUACGCCGUCGACCUUGCGCAUGAUGGCGGCGUCACAACUCAACAUGAGCAUGAUGGAUACGUCGGAUGCCGAACCCCCAAGGCCAUAUAGGCCGGAAUUGCGGUAUCACUCUCCAUCUGGGUAUCCGCAGGAACCCCUGGCGAUCUUUGAUGAUCCUCGCCUGUACUCGCGCAUCGAGCCUGACACACUCUUCUACGUCUUUUACUACAAGCAGAACUCCUACCAACAGUACAUGGCAGCCAAAGCUCUAAAAGACCAGAGCUGGCGUUUUCACAAGCAAUAUCAGACAUGGUUCCAAAGGCAUGAAGAACCCAAGAAUAUUACAGAGGAGUUUGAGCAGGGGACUUACCGGUUCUUCGAUUACGAGUCCACGUGGAUGAACCGAAGGAAAGCCGACUUCAAGUUUCAUUACAAGUUUCUCGAGGAUGAAAUUUGAUGGCCUUGACCGGUUGUCAGUGCCCCUGCCACGGUACGACGAGAUGCCUGUACAUGAGCGCGGACGAAGGCGUGUAAUUGAUAUGACUCAGUGUAGUGCUCCGGUUCGAGCCAUGUAGAAAAGUGAGUGAAGAGGGGGAGGGUCUUGAUCGCUGUUCCGGGUAUCUGUAAGGAAAGAAUAAACGUCUGCAAUCGCCGUUUCCUAGCACACUGCUACACAAUCUUGCUGAGCGGCUACACUCCUCGUGAAGUGCCCGCAUACACACGAGGCGUUAAGAGGUAAUCACAGUGCGUCCAGCGUGAAGCCGACGUCGCCCUGCAAAACAAUGAUAUGCUUAAGCCCAUGGCGAACUCGGCCGUAACUCGUGUAAUGUGCUAUGCUGGCUGAAAAGUAUGUCACCAAUGAUUCGCCAAUC